Molecule: messenger RNA, 1169 nt
Organism: Artibeus jamaicensis (Jamaican fruit-eating bat)
Lineage: Eukaryota; Metazoa; Chordata; Mammalia; Chiroptera; Phyllostomidae
Gene: PLPP1
Product: phospholipid phosphatase 1
Exons: 6
Coding region: 99-959 (286 amino acids)
Biological process (GO): signal transduction; phospholipid metabolic process; phospholipid dephosphorylation
Molecular function (GO): phosphatidate phosphatase activity
Source: RefSeq, a predicted model, not a curated record
CUGCCGUCCGACCGCCGCCUGUCCGGUUCGCCCUCGGCGGCUGCCCGGUCGGGACUCGUGCGUGAGUCGGCGCGCUGUCCGCCGCCCGGGCCGCGACCAUGUUCGACCGGACGCGGCUGCCGUACGUGGCCCUGGAUCUACUGUGCGUGCUGCUGGCUUCCAUGCCUAUGGCUGUUCUAAAUUUGGGCCAAAUAUAUCCAUUUCAGAGAGGCUUUUUCUGUCAUGACAGCAGCAUCCAGUACCCGUUCCAUGACGGUACCAUCACAUCCACUGUCCUCGCCGUGGUGGGGCUUGGUUUACCCAUUUUCUCUAUGGUUGUCGGAGAAACCGUGUCUGUCUACUGUAACCUCUUGCACUCGAACUCCUUCAUCAGGAACAACUACGUGGCCACUGUUUACAAGGCUGUGGGCACGUUCCUGUUCGGCGCGGCUGCGAGCCAGUCCCUGACCGAUAUCGCCAAGUACUCCAUAGGCCGGCUGCGGCCUCACUUCCUGGAUGUCUGCGACCCGGACUGGUCGAAAAUCAACUGCACCGACGGCUACAUCGAAAACUACGUGUGUCGGGGGAACGCGCAGAAAGUGAAGGAGGGCAGGUUGUCCUUCUACUCGGGCCACUCCUCCUUCUCCAUGUACAGCCUGCUGUUCGUAGCGCUCUAUCUGCAGGCCAGGAUGAAGGCGGACUGGGCGCGGCUGCUGCGCCCCACGCUGCAGUUCGGCCUGGUGGCCACGGCCGUCUACGUGGGCCUCUCGCGCGUGUCGGACUACAAGCACCACUGGAGCGACGUGCUGACCGGCCUCCUCCAGGGCGCGCUGGUGGCCGUGCUGGUCGUGGUGUACGUGUCUGACUUCUUCAAGGAGAGGAAUUCUGCUUUAAAAGACAGGAAGGAGGAGGACUCGCACACCACGCUGCACGAGACGCCCCCCGCGGGGAACCACUACAGGACCGCGCAGCAGCCGUGAGGCCGCCGGCUUCCCGAGGCCGCCCCGGGACGAGGGGCGCCUCUGCCACGGGCCUGUGGGGACGCCGCUGCCCCACCUGCCGCUCACUGCCCCUGUGUGCACAGCCGCCCGACGGGGGCUCUGACCGCUCUCAGUUCACCAGGAAACUUCAAGCCUUUCACUAAAACGCCCCACUGUACAUUUUUAUUAAAAAUGUAACGCUUAUGUACA